AUGUCAAACCUUUUUACUGGAAGCCAAGGUCUCGUUAUCCAUAACUCGAAUUUUCAUGCGAGCACUACCUAUAACACGACUGGGCUCAAAGGUUUCGACUUGCUCGUGAAGGCUGUAUCGCCCAAUGCAUUCCACAACUCCGACGACCGCCCUGAUCCUCCUCGGUGUCACGAAAACACGCGGGUCGCCGUAAUCAACCGAAUAAUCGAUUGGGUGACGGGCAAGAUCGACACAGACUCUUUCAUUCUCUGGCUAUACGGGCCAGCUGGAGCUGGUAAAUCGGCCAUCGCACGUACCAUCGCCGAACGUUGCGAGGAGCUUGGCCUGCUCCUUGGUAGCUUCUUCUUCUUCCGCACCGACCCUGCGAGAAAUACAACACGACAAUUCGUCGCCUCUCUCGCCUAUUGCAUCGCGCUCACGGUUCCUCCUGCGAGAGUAUUGAUAGAACAAGUUGUCGAGAGUAACCCCCUCAUUUUCCAGUAUUCGCUCGACACUCAGCUCGCCAAACUCGUUCUGGAGCCACUCCAGCAUCUCUUUAAUCAAGAAACUCCUCGCCUGGCUCCGCAACCGCUUCUCAUUCUCAUCGAUGGUCUUGACGAAUGCUUGGACGAAGAUUCCCAAGCGCAGCUAAUCAAGGCCAUUUCCUCCGCCUCCCGUCGAGUGCCCGCCCCACUCAGAUUCCUCAUCUCCAGUCGGCCGGAAAGACAUAUCAGCUUCGCACUCAAUGCCUGUGGACCUUCGAUCGUCUCCCAUCUCGAACUCAAUAACGAUCUUUCGCCGGGCAAGGACAUACUCCUUUUUCUCACCAAUAAAUUUCGCUCGAUGAAAGAAAACCAUCCCUAUCGCACGCUUAUCCCUUCUUGUUGGCCUCAUGAAGAUCAGCUCCACCUUCUCACACGAAAGGCCUCUGGCCAGUUUAUCUACGCUUCCCUUGCCGCUCAUUUCAUUGGUUCCCCUCGACACUUGCCAACACAACGUCUGGACAUAGUUUUGGACCUUCGACCGGCUGACAGUGACCUUCCCUUUGCGGAGCUGGACCAACUGUAUCGAUUCAUUUUCUCCCGCGUCAGUAACAUCGGAUUGGUCUUACAAAUAUUGGGCAUCAUCAUAGCUCUUCGAUAUGAACCACACUUCCAACGCCUCGACAUCGUAGAGGAAAUUCUUGAGUUAAAGGAGCCUGCUACGUCGAUGGUAGAGCUUGCAGAUCUUCACCCUGUCAUGAAAUGCAAAGACAUGACAAGCCGAAAUGUGUUUCAUCACUCGUCCUUCAUCGAUUUUCUUAUCAACCACCAGCGAGCGAAAGACUACUAUGUAGAUUCCCGGAAAAGUCACACCCAAAUUCUCCAAUGGCUACUUCGCAUGUUCAGAAACGACAGUUCUCCGACGCUGCGACUUGAUAUCUUCGUCACCCCUUCACAUUUCCCCAGUCUCCGGCAACACUUGGUGAAUUGCUGGGUGACACCAGACCUCGAGGACGAACUGAAAGCUUUCACCUUGGAUACCUAUAUGAGAACUAGGCUUUCCAUGGGCGAAGAUCUAUCGUCUGUCCUAAGUCACGUGAAAGUUUCGUUCUUAAAUGCCUUGAAGGAGGUGAAUCAGCAUGAGCUACACCGCCAUCACACUUCGCUGUUCGAGCGUCUCAUCAAGCCAAUUUCUGCAGUCGAUGGCUGUCCUAGCCCUGAUAAAUUUCUUGUCAUAAGCGCAAUUCGGGGUGCCGCAACGAAGAAAUUAUGCUUUUCUCGCCAUUUCUUCAAGUUGUACAGCUAUCACCGACCUUCCGGGUUUCGAGUCUGGGACAAGAUGUGUCGAGAAAUCUUCGGGUUUCAGACAGUCGAUAUUCUUUGGGACUUGGAACACUACAGGCUACUCGAGCCUCCGGACUAUUACGUGUACAUGAGGGAUAUGUUCGAGGACAAUGAACCACUAUGGCCGAUAUACGGAACUCCAAAGGGCCGAAAGACAAUCAAACCCACCGAUCAUAGAGUUUGCGAAGGACUCGUUCAAGUCGUCAUCAGGCUUCGAAAUCUCUUAUAUUGUCACGGCUCACACAACACGCGCAAAGCACUCCACUUACUCCACUCAUGGGCUGCCAAAUCGACCCGUUCACCAUGGCUGUCAAGACGGCGGACGAGAUUUCUCAACUUCCGACGGGGAAUAAGGUUCAACGACCCUCCCCGUGGUGAAAAGCUACGAUCGCACUCUUCCAGUCUUCGAAAUUUAUCGCACGCGUUCAAUGCAGUUCCCAGGUUUUCUGAAGUGGGAUAUUUCACGGCGCGUUUGAAAUACCUCACCGCAUUGGAUCUCAUGCGCCUUGUUCUCCACGUCGUACAGGAGUCGAACGAGAUAUCGGCAUUGCUAUUGGAACCGUUCAUACUCUACCCUGCGACAGUCCUGUUCCCAAAACACACGCGCCGUGUCAUGUGUGCGGUCCAGAGGUACUUGGAGAAGCUCUCCUGCUAUAAUCCGGAUCUCCAGUACAGCGCAAGAAUGUAUGACAUCUCUGCCAGCUCGAGUGAUGAAGAAGGAUAUGCUACCUGUAAUUCCGACAAUGAAGGCCCAAACGGUAGGGAUUAA
This is a messenger RNA of Cyclocybe aegerita, 2574 nucleotides long. Lineage: Eukaryota; Fungi; Basidiomycota; Agaricomycetes; Agaricales; Hemipholiotaceae. The record is from the annotation of a GenBank genome assembly.